This is a messenger RNA of Elephantulus edwardii (Cape elephant shrew), 156 nucleotides long. RefSeq names its product 60S ribosomal protein L39-like. Gene Ontology annotation, cellular component: ribosome; cytosolic large ribosomal subunit. Bases 1 to 156 code for a protein of 51 amino acids. The record is from RefSeq and is a predicted model, not a curated record. Gene Ontology annotation, biological process: translation. The transcript has a single exon. Gene Ontology annotation, molecular function: structural constituent of ribosome. NCBI's taxonomy places the organism in Eukaryota, Metazoa, Chordata, Mammalia, Macroscelidea, Macroscelididae.
AUGUCUUCUCAUAAGACUUUCAGGAUCAAGAGGUUCCUGGCAAAGAAACAAAAGCAGAACCGUCCGAUUCCUCAGUGGAUUCGAAUGAAAACUGGCAAUAAAAUCAGAUACAACUCCAAGAGGAGACAUUGGAGAAGAACCAAGCUCGGUCUCUAA